Geodia barretti is the source of this 336-nucleotide messenger RNA. The record is from the annotation of a GenBank genome assembly. NCBI's taxonomy places the organism in Eukaryota, Metazoa, Porifera, Demospongiae, Tetractinellida, Geodiidae.
AUGUUGAUCGCUGUGGCGAUCAGUAACUGUGGGUUCUGCACCGGAUUGUGGGGCAUCGGGUUCCUCAAAGGGCUGACGGACCUUGACGACGGCGUGAUAAUACUGGCUACGCUGUUGCUGUUCCCCGCCACCCUGGCGCUGUAUGGAGUUUUGCAGAUGUGGUUCGCUGCCAAAGAAGCCGUUGAGAAAAGGGCCACCGAGAGGGGACGCCGUGAGGGGCGUCAGGAGGAGCGUGAGCGGAUCAGCAAGACGUUGGCAGAGCACGGCGUAGAGAUUCCUCCUGAAGUGGCCAGCAUUCUUGCUGAUGAAUCAGACGCCAACCGACGGGCACGAUAG